CUAGCAGCUAGCUUUCGGUUAGCAUCGUCCCCCCCGGCAGAGAAGCUCCUCCACCGGGACUCUUCCUCCGGUAGAAACGCACCGACCGGCGCCUCCUCUUCCCGGCCUCUCCUCCCGGCUGCUCCCGGCUGUUCCCGGCUGUUCCCGGCUCUCAGCCCCCUCCCUCCCCCCUCCGGUCCGGACACACUCCACCCGGUGAAACCUGCAACAUGUCUGCGGUGCAGCGGAUGAAGGUGGCCAAUGAGCGGCACAGCAAGACCAUCACACAGCGGGGACACGUGCAGAAAACAUCGCGGCCGGUCAACGAUGAGAAGUCUCCGGUCGGACCGUGGCUGCUCGCUCUGUUCGUCUUCGUCGUCUGUGGAUCAGCCAUCUUCCAGAUCAUCCAGAGCAUCAGGCAGGGAAUGUGAUGACCUCUGACCCCCGGAGCUGAGCCUGUCACAUGAGGAGGGAGGGGGGGGGGGGGGGGGAUACAUCGCCCUCAUGACUCCGCCCACCACACACACACACACACUCACACACACACUCGUUCCUGUGAAGCUGAAAAGGUUUUACUUCCUGCUGUAACUCCGCCUCUUUUCUCUCUGCAGUAAAACCUCUUUAUUUUAUUUUUUUAAACUUUCUUCGCUGUUCAUCGAUGGUUCUGAUCAGAUAUUGGUUAUUGAUUUGCUGUCGGUUCUUAUUGUGCGUCUGACGCUGUCGUCCGGCUAUCGAACGCUCGUCUCUGCUGUCUGAGCCUGAAGCACAGAGUCCGUCUUUAAAGGGACAAACCGCUGUUUUCAUCCACUGCAAAUCCUGCCUACGUCUCAUUGAGUUAUUGAUCAUUUCAUUUUUAAUACUCUGCUUUCAUGACUGAUAACCACAAACCACCUGACACACUCCUACAGGAGGGGCCCUACGAGCCAGGGGCCCCGAGUCAGCUUCAACACAUUUCUAUGAAGUUUUCAGAGAGAAACAGAAAGAGGCUUAAAUUUCAGAGCCGAGCCGAAACGAUCAAAACAUCGAUUGGCUGAAAAUGAAUCUGUCACUAUUUUGAUAAUCGACUCGUCAUUUCGGUCUUUGCCAAAAAAAAUCUGACAUCUGUCACAUGUUGAAUAUUUGAUGCUUCUGUUUGUCAUAAAUGAAAAAAAAUAAACUUAAAUAUUUUUUAGGUUUUUUGUACUUUUGGUGAAAUUAAAACAUCUGUUCUGAAUCUGUGAACUCCCAGUUUUACACUUCUUUUCUGACUUUUUUAUGGAUAAAAAUUCAUUAAAAUAAUUAUUAAACAAACAUCCGAAUUAACGGUUAGUCGCUUAAUAGAUUUGUUUGGAUUCAUUAUUUAAAUCGUCUAUAAAAUGUCAGAAAAUGGUGAAAAAACAGUCGAGAUGAAUUUCACAAUAAAAAAAAC
Scomber scombrus (Atlantic mackerel) is the source of this 1387-nucleotide messenger RNA. RefSeq lists its product as uncharacterized. The coding region runs from base 210 to 410 and encodes 66 amino acids. Lineage: Eukaryota; Metazoa; Chordata; Actinopteri; Scombriformes; Scombridae. The transcript has 3 exons. Gene Ontology annotation, biological process: endoplasmic reticulum unfolded protein response. The record is from RefSeq and is a predicted model, not a curated record. Gene Ontology annotation, cellular component: endoplasmic reticulum.